AUGGCUUCCUCAGAGAAAACCGAGAUUGAAGAGAUUGCACUAAAUACAGAACCGCAACCCCAAACUCGAGAUUUUGAGGAGCUCAAAGUCCUGUCGAAUCCGCCACAAGCCUCGAUAGGGCUUGGGAAAAUUGAUGAUAUAAUUAUUGAUACUGUCAAUGCCGAGACGGAGUACACCCCCGAGCAGUUUCGGAAACUCCGAUGGAAGAUCGAUCUUUGGCUGUUGCCUUUGAUGUGGGUUUGCUUUGGGACACAGCAAGCGGACAAGACGUCGGUCAGUGUUCAAGCUGUAUUCGGAAUUCGCACAGACACACAUCUCGUCGGGCAGCAAUUCCCUUGGCUCACGACCAUCUUUUACAUUUCAUACCUUGUUGCUGAAGGUCCUGCUAACUUUCUCAUGCAACGGGUGAACGUGGGUAAGUUCCUCGCUGCGAACAUGUUCGUCUGGGGGAUUAUUGUUCUCUGCAUUGCAUUUGCUCAGAACUUUGCUGGCCUCAUGGUUCUUCGGGCCCUUCAGGGUGUAUGUGAAUGUACCAUCUCUCCCACGUUCCUCCUUUUGACCGGGCUAUGGUACACCUCACGCGAGCAUACAAUGCGUUCCAUCAUAUGGGGAACUGCAAAUGCUGGUAUGCAGGUCAUCGCAAGUCUCAUCAGCUACAGUAUUGGGUUCCAGGCUCAGAAGCAUCCUGGUGGACUUCCCCCCUGGCGAGGAAUUUCAAUAUUUCUCGGGUGCCUUACCCUUACCAGCUCUGUGCUUGUCUUCUUCAUUUUGGGUACGCCACGUGAAGUUCGAUGGUUGUCCGAGGAUGAGAAGCGAAUGGCUAUUGCGAGAGUUGUUGCAAAUCAAACAGGUUCCGAUCGUCAAAAACGAGACCACUGGAAAUGGAGCCAAGCUCUCACUGCCUUCAAAGACCCCCAAACGUACUUUUUCUUCUUCGUAGUCAUCGCCAACUCCCUGCCAAACGGUGGUAUCACCACCUUUGGAAAUUUGGUUUACGUUUCGUUCGGGUUUACUUCACUAGAGACUUUGACGGAAGGGACGGUCCCGCAACAGGCUGUCUCUGUUCUUUGGUUUCUCCUUGUUGGCUAUACCACUUUGAAGAAGCCCAAUCUCCGUUUCUUCUUCAUGAUGGUGUCACUCCUUCCCGCAUUUGCAGGUAUGAUUGCACUGGCGUUACUUCCCAACGGCAAAUCCUUGUUGUGGACCAAAUGGGGCUUAUAUCUCAUGACUGUGACCGGCAACCUCCCGGGACUUUUAAUUUGGACAAUUCUUCCUUCCAACGUAGCGGGAAGAACAAAAAAGAGUGUCACUGCAACUGUGUUGUUCAUUGCUUACUGUACCGGAAAUGCCAUUGGUGCCCAACUCUUCCAAGCAAAGGAUGCCCCUCGUUAUCUUCCAGGUCUUACAGCUUGCGGGGUAUUGUUUGGCGUUGAGUUCGUCUUGAUGGCUACCUGGCGUGGCUAUUAUAUGUGGCAGAACAAGAGGCGUGCUACCAAGAUUGCUGAGCUAGGAUUGACAGUUGAAGAAGCUCAACGUCAAGGUCGAGUAAAUGCCGAGUCGGACAUGACUGAUUUGGAAAAUAUCUUCUUCAAGUACUCGUUCUGAAGUACAAGUUUUACGCCUCUACACAUAUUACUCUCAAG
Molecule: messenger RNA, 1643 nt
Organism: Hyaloscypha bicolor E
Lineage: Eukaryota; Fungi; Ascomycota; Leotiomycetes; Helotiales; Hyaloscyphaceae
Product: MFS general substrate transporter
Exons: 10
Coding region: 1-1605 (534 amino acids)
Biological process (GO): transmembrane transport
Cellular component (GO): membrane
Molecular function (GO): transmembrane transporter activity
Source: RefSeq, a predicted model, not a curated record